Molecule: messenger RNA, 1680 nt
Organism: Colossoma macropomum (tambaqui)
Lineage: Eukaryota; Metazoa; Chordata; Actinopteri; Characiformes; Serrasalmidae
Gene: trarg1b
Product: trafficking regulator of GLUT4 (SLC2A4) 1b
Exons: 3
Coding region: 269-784 (171 amino acids)
Cellular component (GO): membrane
Source: RefSeq, a predicted model, not a curated record
UAUAACGUCAAAUAACGCGUCCAACCAAUUAGACGCUCCGCUUUACCCUCCGCUUAAAGCCUCUCGCGAAUGGAAGUUCUGUCGGAUGUUCAAAUAUUGAUGAAGCAGUUGGAUGUCCAGUCUAUCUCCCACAAGAGCUCGACGCUGCAUCCCUCGUGCGCUUAUAACUGGAUUAAUUAACAUCGUUCCAUCUUAUGUUUCAUGUAGAAGAGUUGCGAUCUGAAAGCGCUUUGCUGUUCUCGUAUCACUUCCUCACUGCCUGAAAGAGAUGGCCAUCAACACGGACGCCAGUUUGGAGACAGGUAUCCUGGGCGAGAGCGGAGCGCCACAGCCGGGCGAUUUUGGAGACACUCAGAAACUUCUUGGCGUCACAGCCACGGAGUCAAAAGAUGGACUCGGUACUUCUGGGUCUCGGAGGGGCAGCGUGAGGUCCCUAAACGCGGAGCAGAAUGGACGGAGGUCACCGUUUAAAUCCGGAUCUACGGGAAACAUCACUGUCCGAGCUCCAUCUCCGCUCAGUCUGAGCCGCGUGUCCUCCCCAGCGCUGACCCCAAACGCGCCCGAACCGCAGAGCUUCAUGUGGCUGGCAGUGCUGUCCUGCUUCUGUCCGGCCAUUCCCUUCAACAUGCUCGCGCUCUACUUUGCGCAUGCGUCACGCUCCAUGAUCCAGACAAAUGACUUUGAGGGAGCAAAAAGACUGGGACGGCGCUCGCUGCUUUUCAGUAUUAUAGCCAUGCUGUUGGGUCUGGGUGUGAUUCUUUAUCUGGCCAUCACAGAGAGCUGAUAUUCUGUAGUGUAGAACAUCUUUAUAUCAUGGAGGAUCUAAUGGGCACAGUCUUCUGAGGAGAAACGAUUGUCCUCAAGAGCUUAAAGGAAAGGAAUCAAAUAACAUGCAGUAAAAAAUGAAAACAUCAUGCAUCAAAUCAUAUUGUGGACAGUGCACACCAUUCAUUAUUAAUAUGGAUUUCCCAUGCAUGGUCUGCUCCGUUUAUACUCUCUGAGGCAGCAGAGGAGCUCUUCUUCAGGAGUUUCUGGGUGGGAGUAAUCCAUCGUCCACGAUCACUGACCAUCAGUGUUAUGAGACACUCAUACGGUGAAGUAAAUUUGAAAUGAAAUUUGCCAAUCAAGUUCAAAAUUAGCUAAGAUAAAUCAUUUUGCACAAGUGCUCAACUAAGUCGAAGCAAAAAAUUAUUAGUGUAAAAAACGAUUAGUAUUUGUGGACUUUAUAUGUGAGCGUUUUACUUCCCUUUAUGGUUUUAUCCUUUAUAUUUUAUAUUUUAUUUCACUCUUUUAUAUCUACUUCUGCAUGUUGCAAUAAACUGAAAAGAACUGCAAAAAUGAGAAACAAGACAAAUAAUUCUGUGGACUAUUUUUCUUAAAACUGUAGUCUUUUUGGAAGAAAAAGAUGCUUAUGAAAACUGUCAAGGGAAAGAUUUUUUUCCUGGCAUUGUAUAUUCUGUAUUGUAUAUGUCCUGUAUGUUUGUCCACAUUUAUGCACAGAAGGAACAGUUGGGAACUGCAGUGUUAAUGAAAUGAAUUAUUUGAUUCUUCUGAAGCUGUAGUGCAGUGGUAAAACUGAAGGGUCUGUGAGAUUACUACUAUUUAUUUACAUAUUCUACGAACACAAAUAAUUAUCAUAAUAAUAUAUGAUUAUCUAUCUUUUAUUUAUUUAAUUAAUUU